CUGUUGAGCUUACAGGAUUGCUUUGUACAGGGGUGGUCGGUCUGAUAACGAGAAGCACUGGAGGGAAGUUGCAGUCAUUUCAGGAAAAGCCCCACUUUUCACUGUUUCACCACUGGAUCCGUAAUUCACAUUGGUAUUGGAUUAAUCGGAAACCCCUCUUUCUAAGUUUUUGUUUUUGAUUUGCUUUAGAAGACAUACAAAACUCGCAGCGAUGGGAUCCCAGGCAUCCAAGGGAGAUGUAGCUGCAGAGGCAAACGCUUCUGCCCCUGAUGCUUCAGCUGUCAAAACCAAUGGACAGGAGAAUGGCCACGUGAAAACCAAUGGGGAUGUUUCUACUAAACCUGAUGGGAAUGCUGCUGGGACCAAUGGCUCAGCUGAGGCAGCCCAGGAGCAUGAAGCCGGCGCAGGAGGUGAUACUAUUGAGCUGGCACCCCCUGCAGAUGGAGAGACAGCCAAACCAGAAGGAGAGGCUGAAGCUAAAGAGACACCUAAGAAAAAGAAGUUCUCUCUGAAGAAGACCUUCAACUUCAAACUGAACCUGAAGAAGAGCAAAAAGAGCGAGGCCGUAAAAGAGGAUGCUGUAGCAGCCACCACACCCACUGAGGAGAAGCCGGCAGAGAACGGUGCUGCUGCAGAGGAGAAAAAGGAGGAAUUAAAGGAGGAGGCUGCUGCUGCUGCCACCGAGGCUCCAAAGGCAGAGGAGGGACCGGCUAAAGAGGGUGCCCCUAAGGAGGAGGUAAAGGAGGCAGUGGCUCCAGCCCCCGAGGCCACGCAACCAACAGAGGAGAGCAGCUUGACCCCCUCUCCCUCUGAAAAGAAAGAGUGAUCCACCUUUAUCUCACAGUGAACUGGAUGAACUGUUUUUCAAAGUAGAGAAAAUUUAAGAGUAUAUAUAUAUAUGUGUAUAUAUAUAUGUGUAUAUGUAUACAUAUGUAUAUGGAUAUAUGUAUAUGUAAAUAUGUACACGUGUGUGAGAGACUUUGAGGUGCCACUUUUCGUCAUGAUAACAAGACGACAGACUACAUUCACUAGAUCACUGCUCAACAUCUUGACCUGGAAUGAGUUUUAGGCUGUGGGUUAUGUUGCUUCAAACGGAUAUUAAUGGUUAGAGUGCAGGCUAAUAACACCGUGAAGUAUAGAAGGAAGAAGAUGGAUGGAGAGAAUGAAGUCCAGUCUUCUUCCAUCUAAAAGUCUACAGACCAAGAUGCCACCUUCUUGAAGGAAUGAAGCGAGAUAAGAAACUAGGACACCAUAGCCACUUAAAAUGUCUUUUGAAUAGGUGGGGAGGGAGGGGGGGGGGUUAAUAGAGACUUACCAACUUUAUACAUUCCUAUAUUUUAAGCCAAAUUUGAAAUAUUUUGCGAUGUAUUACAGAGGACCAUCUUCCAGAUUCAGAGAAGCUAUUACUUGUUUGUUAAGAAAAAAAAGAAAAGAUCAUCUUGAUUUUCACCUUACUAUGAAAUAAGAACACCUAAGCUUAUUUUCACUGUUGCAGUUUGUUAUGAAACAGACUUGUUGGUUUCGUGUAAGUCUGAAUCUGUUUGUCUCUGUAAAUAUAUUGGAUUGAUUUCUGUUCUUUCUUUUGAUAAUGUUGACAGAUGUUUCUGGUUUUAUUGUAAAGUUCAUAAUGUUAAAUAAAUGUUGGUUACCUGCCA
Labrus bergylta (ballan wrasse) is the source of this 1655-nucleotide messenger RNA. It is a transcript of the gene marcksl1b, whose product is annotated as MARCKS-like 1b. Gene Ontology annotation, molecular function: calmodulin binding; actin filament binding. Gene Ontology annotation, biological process: actin filament organization; central nervous system development. The record is from RefSeq and is a predicted model, not a curated record. Gene Ontology annotation, cellular component: cytoplasm; plasma membrane. Lineage: Eukaryota; Metazoa; Chordata; Actinopteri; Labriformes; Labridae.